AUGUCGUGCCCUGAUUGCUUUAGUGGCUAUAUCCACCAAGGCACCCCUCGUGGUGAAGUAACCUCACUCCAUGGCUUACCGGUGUAUACCACCAAACCUCUAAACGAUGCACCUUACCGGGGCAUUCUCAUCGUAGUGCCCGACGCCUUCGGCUGGGAGUUUGUAAACAACCGAAUCGUGGCCGACAACUACGCCGAAAAGGGAAAAUACCUCGUGUAUCUUCCUGAAUUCAUGAACGGGCAUGCGGCACCGACCGAUAUGAUAGCCUCCUCAAAACAGUUGUUUGGGGCGGGCGGGCUUACAGGCUGGCUUGUGAAGCCAUACUAUCUAGUCACAAUGCUGUCAAGAAUGCUGCCCUUCGUGUACCACAAUAAGUACGCGGUAUCAGGGCCUGUCGUCAGGGACUUCUUCAAGUCCGUACGUGAGAACGAAGGCGCCGAGCUUCCCGUCUAUGGAGCUGGUUUCUGCUGGGGCGGAAUGCAUAUCGUCAAUCUAGCCGCCGGAGCGGACGUCGCCUCAAAUGGAAAGCCGCUGCUUGAUGCCGGGUUUACGGGCCAUCCGAGUUUCCUUGAGAUCCCUACCGAUAUUGAGAGGAUCAAGAUCCCUGUUAGUUUUGCGCUUGGGAGCCUAGAUAUGGUUGUGAAGCCUCCUCAAAUCGAGCAGAUAAAGCAAGUCUUCGCCAGCGAGGCCGGAGCUAAGAAUGGCGAAGUUGUGGUUUAUGAGGGCGCCGGCCAUGGCUUCUGUGUCCGGGGUGACUUUGUUCAGGAGGAUGCGAGCAAACAGGCUGAUGAGGCGGAGAAUCAGGCACUGGCCUGGUUUGCAAAGCAUUAA
This is a messenger RNA of Penicillium concentricum, 831 nucleotides long. RefSeq names its product dienelactone hydrolase family protein. Gene Ontology annotation, molecular function: hydrolase activity. The coding region runs from base 1 to 831 and encodes 276 amino acids. NCBI's taxonomy places the organism in Eukaryota, Fungi, Ascomycota, Eurotiomycetes, Eurotiales, Aspergillaceae. The record is from RefSeq and is a predicted model, not a curated record. The transcript has 3 exons.